AUGUUCAAGCUCGACCCAGCAACGCUGCGCGCCUGGGAGGAACGAACCAGCCAAAAUGAAGACGUAAGUUACGAUGGCCUGAUUGAGUUUCUGUACCAACGAGUGCGUAUUCUGAAAUCCGUUUCAUCAGAUCUGCUACAACGGUCCCAAGCCAAUUCAGUAAGGUUGUCCGGUACUCAACCACCCCCCAAAAAGAGUUUUCUGCACAGGACAGUUGCUAAUGCUGUCGCCUCCCAAAGUAAGCCGUCGCCGCCAUCGUGUCUUGCCUGUCCCCAGAGCCACUAUUUGUUUCAGUGUACAGCUUUCGAGAAAAUGUCAGUUGCGCAGCGUCGCGAGCUGAUUUCCCAGCGAAGGUUAUGCUGGAAUUGUUUUCGUACCGGUCAUCAAGCAAGGAAUUGUGAAUCCAAAUUCUCGUGUCGUGUAUGCCGUGACCGUCAUCAUACGUUACUGCAUGAUUCCUCUCCAUCCAACAAAAACUCGUCAACUCCAGCAGUUACAGUGUCCACAUCCGAGCAGCAGCAAAAUCCGCCUUUGUCGGCGCUUCCAGUAAAGCCAGGACCAUCCAAUGUUCAAGUUAGUUUACCGGUUCAGUCCCAUCCCAGCACAGUUUUGUUGGAAACAGUCGCUCUCCACAUAGUCGAUGAUUAUGGAAACGUUUUUGAAGCUAGAGCGCUGUUAGAUUCCGCUUCGAUGUCGAACUUCAUUUCAAAGAAGUUAGCAACCCUGCUUCGCAAUCGUCAAACCAAAAUCAACGUUUGUGUUGCAGGAAUUGGUCAGUCAGUGAAAAGGUUGAAACGCACGGUCACCGCGACCGUCAAAUCUAAAGCUUGUCCAUUUUCCACGAAGCUUGAGUUUUUGGUCAUCGAUACUCCUACGAACGAUUUACCCACUGUACCCGUGCAAAUAAGUUCCUGGAAUCUGCCAAAUGUUACGCUAGCCGAUCCGCAAUUUUACACGUCCAGUCCAAUAGAUAUUGUCAUAGGUGGUGAAACAUACUGGGAACUACACACAGGGAAAAAGAUUUCCAUGGGUCCAAACCAGCCUCAAAUCAUCGAAACUCUUUUUGGUUGGACUGUUUCAGGGGCAACACUACAAGAUUGCUCAUCCGCAAACACAAAAUGUUUUGUUUCCUCUGCUGAUAGUAUGCUUGAAGAUGCAGUUCAGCGUUUUUGGGAAAUGGAGACAAUCAUCGAACAAAAUAUUCAUUCUCUACCCGAGAGGGCAUGUGAGGAUCUUUAUGAUGCUACCACAGUCCGUGAUUCCUCUGGUAGAUACGUGGUUCGUCUUCCCAAGGUAGGAAAUUCGGAAAUUGCACUAGGGAAUUCUAGAAUUACUGCUGAACGACGAUUGCGCAGUCUUGAACGACGGUUAGAUCGCGACAAAAACGUAAAAUCCGCUUAUCAUAAAUUCAUGCACGAGUAUGAAACAUUGGGACAUAUGAAACGGCUUAGUGAUCCUGUUGAUGAUUCUAUCGAGCACUGCUACCUCCCACACCACCCUGUAUUUAAGUUUUCCAGUACGACGACAAAGACGAGGGUGGUAUUCGACGCGUCAUGCAAAACAGCGUCCGGAUACUCGCUGAAUGAUAGUUUGCUAGUAGGCCCCGUUGUACAACAAGAUUUACUCUCAUUGAUUAUGCGUUUUCGCACCCACGCAGUUGCGUUGGUGGCCGAUGUGGAAAAAAUGUACCGACAGGUAAUGGUACAUUCUAACGAUCAGCCCCUACAAAGAAUAUUAUGGCGUUCAAACCCCAACGAACCUAUCGCAACAUAUGAACUACAGACCGUUACAUACGGUACAGCUUCUGCACCGUACCUUGCCACGAAGACACUUAAACAGUUAUCCAUUGACGAAAAACAUCAGUUUCCUAAUGCUGCUGAACCAGUAGCCGAAGAUUUUUAUGUCGACGAUUUUCUGUCUGGUGCCGCGGAUGCUCAAACUGCCCGUGUAAUUCAACAUGAAGUUUCCCAAAUGCUUAAGACUGCCGGUUUCCCUCUGAAGAAAUGGGCUUCGAACUCAGUGGAGGUGUUGGAAGGUAUCCCACCUGAUGACCGGGCCAUUCAACCAUUCUUCGACAUUCAGGAUGAGCAAUCCAUCAGUACCCUUGGAUUGAUAUGGGAACCCAAAACUGAUACGCUUCGAUUUAAAGUAGAAUUACCUUUGCCAGCGGCUGUUUUGACUAAACGAAACGUGAUGUCCUACAUCGCUCAAAUUUUUGAUCCGCUAGGUUUGGUAGGUCCAACUAUCAUGAAGGCUAAAUUGUUCAUGCAGCGUUUGUGGGCGCUAAGAUCUGCCGAUGGCCUACGCUUUGAAUGGGAUCAACCAUUGCCACUGAAGCUCCAAGAUGCGUGGAAAGAAUACCAUUCCACAAUAGAUGUUCUGUGUCAGAUCAAAUUUCCUCGAUUCGUGUCUUUGCCUCUCGCAACCAGCUUUGAAUUACAUUUCUUCGCUGAUGCUUCCGAAAAGGCGUACGGAACGUGCUGUUACGUCCGCACUAAAACAGCAAACCAUAUUUCUGUUCAGCUUAUGGCGUCAAAAUGCAAGGUAACGCCGCUUUCAACCCAUCACACGAUCGCAAAGCUAGAGCUUUGUGCCGCCCGCUUAUCCACCCAGCUUUAUAAGAAAGUUAUCGCGGCUAUAAAAAUCUCACCCACUGGAAUCCAUUUUUGGUCAGACCCCACCACGGUUUUACAAUGGCUACGUUCACCGCCAGGCCGUUGGAAGACGUUUGUAGCCAACCGCGUGUCCUACAUCCAGCAACACACCUCCAUUGACAGCUGGAAACACAUCGCCGGUAUAGAAAACCCGGCAGAUGAUAUCUCUCGAGGAUUGAGUCCUACAGAAAUCGUAAACUAUGCCAGGUGGUGGUCCGGACCAUCUUGGCUUUCCCUAACGUCAGAACGCUGGCCCACCGGAGCGCUACCGGCCGAUGAAUUACCGGAAACCAGAACCGAAGGCAGAAACGUUCCGUUAGUCGCUGUGUCGGCUACGCAAUGCAGCUUCAGCGAUUAUUUGUUUGCACGGUACUCGGAUUAUUCUAAAUUGCGAAGAACCACGGCUUACUGCCUCAAAUUUCUCCAACAAUUACGUAAACGCACCUUAAUUCGUCGCGACCAUCCACAAAACUACAUUAAGCUCAUUCCUCGUCGCAUAAAAAUACAACCGUCCCAUGCAGUUAAUACUGACGAAUUAAUCUCAGCCGAUAUGGUACUGUGCCGUAUGGCGCAACGAGACAGUUUUUGGGAAGAACACAAUAAUCUCGUGAACGGACUUCAAUUGGCCAAGCCCAACACCUUGAAAUGGCUUAAACUCUACAUGGACUCAGCAGGCAUCAUUCGAGUAGGCGGUCGCUUGACCAACCUCGAUCUACCCGAAUCAUCCAAACACCCGAUAGUUUUGAAAGCGAGUCACCCCUUGAGCGUCAUCAUAGCCAACCACAUUCACAAAAUUCUUCUUCAUGCUGGUCCUCAACUAAUGCUGGCCACUCUUCGCCAUAUAUAUUGGAUUCUAGGAGGAAGAAAUCUUGUACGCCAAAUUUACCACAAAUGUCACACCUGCUUCCGCUGA
Wyeomyia smithii (pitcher-plant mosquito) is the source of this 3567-nucleotide messenger RNA. RefSeq lists its product as uncharacterized. The record is from RefSeq and is a predicted model, not a curated record. Gene Ontology annotation, molecular function: zinc ion binding; nucleic acid binding. Lineage: Eukaryota; Metazoa; Arthropoda; Insecta; Diptera; Culicidae. Bases 1 to 3567 code for a protein of 1188 amino acids. The transcript has a single exon.